Messenger RNA from Cylicostephanus goldi, 636 nucleotides. The record is from the annotation of a GenBank genome assembly. Lineage: Eukaryota; Metazoa; Nematoda; Chromadorea; Rhabditida; Strongylidae.
AUGGUCGUAGUGGAACCUCCUUCACUACUUGAGCGAGCAGAACUUACUCGACCAAUUCCAGAAAAUGCAAGAAAACUUGCGCAUCUAGUCGAAGUAACGGAACAAAGGGUGGAAGUUGGGGACCACAACGUAUUCUAUCGUGAAGCCUUACCUCCAGAUAGUCACUAUGCCAAAGCUGCAGUUGUAUUUCUCCACGGUCAAGCCUAUUCCUCAUCCACUUGGACGGAUCGGGGGUCCUUGAGCACUUUUGCAGCUCUCGGAUAUCAUUGUAUAGCACCGGAUCUGCCAGGAUCUGGACAGACUCGAGGUCCGGCAGUUAGUGUUCAUGACAAACCGCAGUUUUUACUUUCGUUUCUUGAUGCCAUAGGUAUCAAGCAUGUUAUGGUGGUGGCAGCAUCGAUGUCAGCACAAUACGUUCUUCCUUUGUUAGCUCGUGACAUUUUUGUCUGUGCCGUAGGAAUUGCCCCAUCAAAUACCCAUGAAAUUGUACAACCAGCACUCUAUAGGACCCCUAUACUUGUGCUUUGGGGAGAUCACGACACCUCAUUGGGCCCUACAGCCGCUGCAAAUCUUCGUGUUUUGCCAAAUGCUCGACUUCACAAAAUCCCAAAUGCUGGUCAUGCUUGCUACCUUAGC